UAUUCUGUGUGUCACUCUCAUAUAUCUCAGAGGCCGCAGCCACCAUCCACCGCCACACCAUCGCCGGCGACACACACAAAAAACAAAUACGUUUCCUGUAUCUCCCCAACUGCCUGGAUUCACGACCGUGAACUACAAAAUGACUUCUCCUCUCAGAAAGUUUUUGCUUAAAAAUUCUUCUAAUAAUGUUCUUGCCCGGUAUGAAACAAGGAGAGCCAAAUCCGACUCUAACACGAAAAUGCAAAUAAUGAUUAAAUCUUUCGAGUCAAUUGACAAAAACCUUCACUGGGAAUUACCACCCGGCACACGUAAGAUCGGAUUGCCUACAACACGAUCAUUAUUCACUGUGUUGAAGUCACCUCAUGUUCAUAAAAAGGCAAGAGAACAGUUUCAUAUGAUAAUCAACAAAGAGAUGUUGGUUAUGGAUACCAAAAGGCAUGAACUGCGCAAGAAAUUAUUCUGGUUAAAACGCCAAAGGAUAUUUGGAGCUCAAUUUGAAAUCUUGUUUUCUUUCAAGACACGAUUGGAUAAAGAAAAACUUCAGAAAGUUCUUCUUGAGCCUGGAUCAAAGGAUGUAUCUAAAGACAACAAAGUUGAAGAACAUCAUGUGAUAGCCGCCCUUAAUUCCUUGGCACAUGAAGGUUUUUACUCUGAGGCUAUGGAUGCUUCGUUAAGCUCAAUUGAGUCUUCUCUUUUGGAAAACAAUACUGGAUCAUUUCCUCAUGGCUUUGCCUUAAUGGUUCCCUCUAUUCCUAAGCCAGUUCUGAGAGCUAGAGUAGAAAUGGAAGGAUCAAAAGCUUUACCCACUCAAUUGAUAGAAAAACUCAUUUUGAAUAAUCCACAUCGUUCGACUGCUGAAGUUCAGUUUAAUCAGCCUGAUCCAGAGAAGGCUUUUGAACGUGAAUCAGUAGAGAGAUAUAAUUUAGAAAAACUGAAAGCAAGUAUGACCGGGGAAGAUCUUGCUGCAUUAGCUCGUGUGACAUGUGAUCUACAACUUAACCCUCCAAAAGUUCUAAAAGCGGUUCCAAACUUCUUUUCGCAAAACAUUCGCAAAAAACAUAUUCAAGUUCCAAUCGAGGUUGCAGAUAUUAAUGGGGCAAAAGUAUUGCAGCAUGAUCUCCCAACGAAUGAUGUUCUGUAUGCAGAUCUAGCAUUUGAUUCGACUUCACUGAAGUCUGAGCUUCUUCCCCUGCUUCCACUUUUCUGUCGGUCAUUACUUGAAAUGGGUACAAAAGAAUUGAACUUCGUACAACUUAAAAAGUUGAUCGGAGAGAAGACGGGGGGAAUAUCAGUGUACCCUUUCACAUCAUCAAAGAAAGGUUCAAAGGAUCCUGUGAGCCAUAUGAUGAUUAGAUGCAAAGCGAUGUCUGCAAACACUGAAGAUCUAUUGAACUUGAUAGUUUGUAUUCUCAAAGAAACUGAGUUUACAAAUCAAAAGCGUUUUAAGCGGUUGGUCUCACAAAGCAAAGCUAAAUUAGAGAAUCAAUUAAGGGACGCUGGUCAUGUAUUUGCAGCUACAAGGCUGAAUGCAAAGCUAAACCAUGCAGGAUGUAUUGCCGAACAGAUGGGUGGUAUCAGUUACCUGGAAUUCUUGAAAGAUCUUGAAGGGAGAAUCGAAGAGAGCUGGAGUGAAAUUUCUCUGUCUCUUGAAGAGAUUCGAGAAACCCUGCUCUCAAAGAGAGGUUGCCUUGUAAAUCUCACUUCCGAAGGAAAAAGCCUCAAAAAGGCGGAGACACUUGUUAGAAAAUUUAUUGAUUUGCUUCCAAGUACUUCCCCGGUUACAUCGUCUACUUCACAUGCACUGCUUUCGUCAACAAGUGAAGCAUUUACAAUACCUACUCAGGUUAAUUAUGUUGGAAAAGCAGCUAAUAUUUAUGAAGCUGGUUAUGAACUUAAGGGGUGUGCCUAUGUUAUAUCUAAAUAUUUAAGUAAUACAUGGUUGUGGGAUAACAUUCGGGUUAGUGGUGGGGCGUUCGGAGGCUUGUGUGAUUUCGACACCCGUUCAGGAGUUUUCUCAUUCUUAUCAUAUCGGGACCCUAAUUUAUUGAAGACGCUCGAUGUAUAUGAUGGAACAUCAGCUUUUCUACGUCAACUUGAAAUGGAUGAUGGUACUCUUAAAAAGGCCAUUAUUGGGACUAUUAGUGACCUAGAUUCGUAUCAGCUACCCGAUGCCAAAGGUUAUAACAGUUUAUUGCGGUACUUAUCUGGGGUUUCAGAAGAAGAACGACAAGCAAGACGUGAUGAAAUAUUAUCAACAAGGACAAGUGACUUUAAGGAAUUUGCGGGUGUGAUUGAUUCUAUCAAAGAUAAAGGUGUGAUUGUAGCAGUGACAUCUGAAGCUGGCGUUGAUGCUGCAAACAAGGAACGUUCAAACUUCUUUCAAGUGAAGAAAGCCAUCUAAGAUAUCAGGUGCAUCAAACAAUUUUUUGUAGAUUCAUGUUUCAUAUUUGGCAUGGUGUAUGUCCCCAGCAUUCGGCAAUGAAUGCUCUGGUUUUAGAAAAAUGCAGCCGGAUCUUCCUUUCGUGCAUACGUGGGGUUCAAAUUGGCCUGCCUCACUAAUCUACAGUUUUUGAACUGAUGUAUGUAAACAGUACGAGUGGGAAAUCCAAUACAAUUUAGACUAUAAAGAUGUGAUCAAUUUGCCAGGAGAGGAUGUGAACUUUACUUGAGCGUUAUUUAGAAUAAGCACUUGUUCAGAUUCAUUUGUUGAGCAAAGUUGUAAUUUAAAGGUUCAGCCUAGUGAAUUCAAAGGGUUAGCUAUAGUUCAUGGUAGCUUUUUGGACAACUCCGUGUUUAGUGUUCUGAAUGAUUGUUGUAUUGUUUUGCUUGGUCAAAACCCAAACCGUGUCAAGUUUUUUUUCCA
Messenger RNA from Erigeron canadensis, 2863 nucleotides. RefSeq names its product presequence protease 1, chloroplastic/mitochondrial-like. Lineage: Eukaryota; Viridiplantae; Streptophyta; Magnoliopsida; Asterales; Asteraceae. The record is from RefSeq and is a predicted model, not a curated record. Bases 140 to 2401 code for a protein of 753 amino acids. Gene Ontology annotation, cellular component: chloroplast; mitochondrion. Gene Ontology annotation, molecular function: metal ion binding. The transcript is spliced from 13 exons. Gene Ontology annotation, biological process: protein processing.